Molecule: messenger RNA, 1452 nt
Organism: Synchiropus splendidus (mandarinfish)
Lineage: Eukaryota; Metazoa; Chordata; Actinopteri; Syngnathiformes; Callionymidae
Product: ER lumen protein-retaining receptor 2
Exons: 5
Coding region: 188-826 (212 amino acids)
Biological process (GO): protein retention in ER lumen; endoplasmic reticulum to Golgi vesicle-mediated transport
Cellular component (GO): endoplasmic reticulum; cis-Golgi network; membrane
Molecular function (GO): ER lumen protein retrieval receptor activity
Source: RefSeq, a predicted model, not a curated record
CCCGAGCCACGUCGCGCUUGACUCGCCAUUUUCCCCCCAACUACCGAACCCGAAUUCCAUCUCUUCUGCUGUCACUGCGUCAUCACGACGCCGUAACUUAAAGAUUAUUUAUUUACGCUAACAGAGUGAAGUCGAACGCUCUCCCGAGUUUGUACGCUCGCCUUGUUCUCCCGGAGCCGCUACAGACAUGAACAUCUUCAGGCUAACCGGCGACCUGUCCCAUUUAGCAGCCAUCAUCAUCCUGCUGCUAAAGAUAUGGAAAACCAGGUCCUGUGCCGGUAUUUCUGGAAAGAGUCAGGUCUUGUUUGCUCUGGUCUUCACCACUCGCUACCUGGACCUCCUCACCUCCUUCAUCUCGUUGUACAACACCACCAUGAAGAUCAUUUACAUUGGCUGUGCAUACGCCACCGUGUACCUCAUCUACAUGAAGUUCAAGGCGACAUACGAUGGAAACCAUGAUACUUUCAGAGUGGAGUUCCUGGUCGUGCCUGUUGGUGGACUUGCUUUCCUGGUCAACCACGACUUCUCCCCUCUGGAGAUCCUCUGGACUUUCUCCAUCUAUCUGGAGUCAGUGGCCAUCCUCCCGCAGCUCUUCAUGAUCAGCAAGACAGGGGAGGCUGAAACCAUCACCACCCAUUACCUGUUCUUCCUGGGACUCUACAGAGCUCUCUACCUUAUCAACUGGAUAUGGAGGUUCUACUUUGAGGGCUUCUUCGACAUGAUCGCCAUCGUCGCCGGGGUGGUACAGACCAUCCUGUACUGCGACUUCUUCUAUUUGUAUGUUACAAAAGUGCUGAAAGGAAAGAAGUUGAGUCUGCCAGCCUAAGUGCCAAAGAUGAGCGGAUGGGGACACCGACAGAAGACCGGUGGGCAGGUGGAGGAGAACCAAGAGAGCCGGUGCAUCCCACGCUCUCACAUCUCCCCCGUCUUCUCACCCCAGUAAGAUGCUUGAGACAGAGAGCGGCGCCGUCUGCACUAGCGCCUAUGAAACCCAAACACCUUAGAGGGGCUGGAUUUCUGUUUGAUGCAUCUUGCUUCCACUUUUUUAAUACUCUGUACAAAGUAAGAGAAAAAAAAACGUGAAACAAGUUUUCUACAUACAAAUGUGUACGCUGAAGAUUUGACACAUUGGUGUAUUUAAGGUGGAGAUAUAAAAUUGCCUCUCAUUUGGCAUUGUGUGAUAUGGAAGUGGACUCAUGAGCUGGGUUGUUAUUGACUGUAUUUGCAAUCAAAAUAAAUGUGCUGGGCUUCAUGUUGGAAGGUCAUUUUUGUUUCUUGUUCAGUUUGACUGUGAUGGAAAAAUGCAAACUUUGCAUCAUUAAUAAUGUUUUGGCUUGUUUGACAUACAUGUUCCGUUUCACUUAAGUGGUUGAGCACUGCCUUUGAAGUAGAAGCUUUCAUGAGAGUGCCCUUGUACAUAUCAUCCCCUCAAUAAACAGUCAGUGCAACCUC